ACAUUGCCACAGUCUGCAGAGCAAGCGAGCAGUAGUCUUACUUCCUCGAUCAACGGAAUCACAGAACGAGAAACGGGAAGGAAGACAAGAAAAAAUCAGUCACGAAACAAUCAAUAAUCCGUACGUUUGCAAGACGAGGUGGCCCAGUGACACGUCACCAUGGCGCCCUUCUUGCGGAUCACCUUCAACUCCUACGACCUGGGUGUUCUGUCCCCCCUGGCCCCUUCUGAAACCCCCUUCUGUGCCAUCAAGAUGAAGGAGGCCCUCACCACCGAGCGUGGUAAGAUGCUGGUUCAGAAGAAGCCCACCAUGUUCCCAGCCUGGAAGGCCAGCUUCGACGCUCACAUCUACGAGGGGCGUGUCCUGCAGGUGCUGCUGAUGAAGACCGCCGAGGAGCCAUUGGCCGAAGUCACAGUGGGCGUGUCUGUCCUUGCCGAGCGCUGCAAAAAGGCCAACGGCCGCGCUGAAUUCUGGGUGGACCUGCAGCCCUCAGGGAAGGUGAUGAUGGCAGUGCAGUACUUCUUGGAGGGAGCAACUGAUACAGAGGGCAAGCCCACGAAGGAGGAGGAAGGGGGUCCCACCAUAAACCGCAGACGAGGAGCCAUCAAACAGGCCAAGAUCCACGAGGUCAAAUGUCACGAGUUCAUCGCCACCUUCUUCAGACAGCCCACCUUCUGCUCCGUCUGCAGAGAGUUUGUCUGGGGGCUCAACAAGCAAGGGUACAAGUGCAGACAAUGCAAUGCAGCUAUUCACAAGAAAUGCAUCGACAAGAUCAUCGGCAGGUGUACGGGCACGGCAGCCAACAGCCGGGACACUGUGUUCCAUAAGGAGCGCUUUAAGAUUGACAUGCCACACCGCUUCAAGAACCACAACUACAUGAGUCCCACCUUCUGUGACCACUGUGGCAGUCUGCUGUGGGGCCUGGUGAAGCAGGGCCUGAAGUGUGAAGAUUGUGCCAUGAAUGUGCAUCAUAAGUGUCAGGAUAAAGUGGCCAACCUUUGUGGAAUCAACCAGAAACUACUGGCUGAAGCACUUACUCAAGUUAGCCAGAAAUCCUCCACUCGGCGCUUGGACCCAACCCUACCUGACCCAGAUAUAGGGGUCUAUGAGGAAGUCAAUAGGAAUUCCACUAGUGGUCUGGAUGUCAAUGACGGCCCCCCUUAUGGCAGGCUGUGGGAGGGCUCCAGCCCGCGCCCCCCAUCUCGCCUCACCCACCUGACACUCAUCAACGUAGACAACUUUGUCUUUCACAAGGUCCUAGGCAAGGGCAGCUUUGGCAAGGUCCUGCUGGCAGAGUUGAAAGGUCAGGGGGAGUGGUUUGCGGUGAAGGCUCUGAAGAAAGACGUAGUGCUGAUGGAUGAUGAUGUGGAGUGUACCAUGGUGGAGAAGAGAGUCCUGGCCUUGGCCUGGGACAACCCCUUCCUCACACACCUCUACUCUACCUUCCAGUCCAAGGAACACCUGUUCUUUGUCAUGGAAUAUCUGAAUGGAGGAGACCUGAUGUUCCAUAUUCAGGAGAAGGGACGCUUUGACCUCUACAGAGCAACGUUCUACUCUGCUGAGAUCAUAUGUGGCCUUCAGUUUCUGCACUCCAAAGGGAUAAUUUACAGAGACCUGAAGUUGGACAAUGUGAUGUUAGAUCAUAGCGGCCAUGUAAAGAUAGCAGACUUUGGCAUGUGUAAGGAGAAUGUGUUUGGAGAGAGCAUGGCCACAACCUUCUGUGGGACUCCUGACUACAUCGCUCCAGAGAUCCUGCUGGGUCAGAAGUACUCCUUCUCCGUGGACUGGUGGUCGUUCGGGGUGCUGCUGUACGAGAUGCUGAUUGGUCAGUCACCCUUCCAUGGUGAUGACGAGGACGAGCUUUUUGAGUCUAUCCGCACGGACACGCCACACUACCCUCGCUGGAUCACCAAGGAGGCCAAGGACCUGAUGGAGAAGCUGUUUGAGAGAAACUCCACUCGCAGGCUAGGCAUCGUUGAUAACAUCCGUGUCCACCCCUUCUUCAAGACCAUCAGCUGGCCCGCCCUGGAGAGGCGGGAGGUGGAACCCCCCUUCAAACCCAAAGUGAAAGCCCCCAACGACUGCAGCAACUUUGACCGGGAGUUCCUCAGUGAGAAACCCUGCCUUUCCCAUGGUGACAAGAACUUCAUGGAUUCCAUGGACCAAUCAGCUUUCGCCGGGUUCUCCUUCAUCAACCCAGAGAUGGAGCACCUCCUGGAAAAGUGAGGGAGGGCCUCUCAGCCAAUCCCCAUGCUCUUAGUUCUCAGUGACAUUACUGGGGUCAUAGGGGAAAGCCAGGGAUACAUUACUACUGGGUUGUUCCAUGAAAUGGUUGCCUUUUGGACAUGCAAACUUUUAAGAAAUUAAUUUCAAAAUAUAUUUUCUUUCAGCAUUCAAUGUGAUCAAACCCUCAACUUGAGUGAGCUGUUCAAUGUUCAGUAUUUGUGACUGUAAUAGAAGCACAAGCAAUCUCCUAUGGAAAAACACUUUUUCCCAUCUCAGGCAUAAAAAUCCUAUGAACUAAGAGCAUUUUAUCUGCACUUGUACCACACUUAUGUAACUGCCUAACUAUUAUUUAAAAGCAUGUAUGAGAUAAAUCCAACAUUUUCUCAUUGAUCAAAUAUCCCUUGAACAAAUAACUCCCAUAUAAUAUCAAACUGAUAAAGUUACCGUUGGGCCUCAAACUGGGUUGACGAUAACAGGGUAGAGGAUUUAGGUAAAGAUCGGCCAUUACUCCUCAUGUGUUGAAGAGCAUGGGACCACAUGGUGUUCAUGAAAUUAGGAACUAUAUACAGUGGGCUCCAAAAUUACUGGCACCCCUGACUGGCAAUGCACAAACAAUACUUUAA
This is a messenger RNA of Coregonus clupeaformis (lake whitefish), 2849 nucleotides long. Its product is annotated as protein kinase C delta type. Bases 160 to 2226 code for a protein of 688 amino acids. Gene Ontology annotation, molecular function: diacylglycerol-dependent serine/threonine kinase activity; ATP binding. The record is from RefSeq and is a predicted model, not a curated record. The transcript is spliced from 18 exons. Gene Ontology annotation, biological process: intracellular signal transduction; peptidyl-serine phosphorylation. NCBI's taxonomy places the organism in Eukaryota, Metazoa, Chordata, Actinopteri, Salmoniformes, Salmonidae.